AUCAGACUAGUAUUCGUGAUUCGUAGCAGCAAUUUCUUAGCACAAAUUUUCGAGUUAGCCUAAGAAACAUUCUGAGAAAAUGUCUGGGCGUGGAAAGGGAGGCAAGGGAUUGGGUAAGGGAGGAGCCAAGAGGCACCGUAAGGUCCUCAGAGACAACAUCCAGGGCAUCACCAAACCUGCCAUCCGCCGGUUGGCCCGCAGAGGGGGUGUGAAGCGGAUCAGUGGUCUGAUAUAUGAGGAAACCAGAGGCGUUCUCAAGAUCUUCUUGGAGAACGUCAUUCGCGAUGCUGUGACAUAUACUGAGCACGCCAGGAGAAAGACCGUGACUGCCAUGGAUGUGGUCUAUGCUCUGAAAAGGCAAGGAAGGACUCUAUAUGGAUUUGGGGGUUAGGUUGAUGUGUUUCUUUCUACACGCGUUAUUUUGAUAUCCGGGUUAGAGAUAUUGUAUUCUAGGGGUUUUUUUUUUCGUUCUGUUUUGAUCUACAUGGUUCAUCUGUAUUCCCCAAAUUGGCUGUUUCUCUCCGAAGAAAUAUAAUUAAAAUUUCAUGAAUAA
Molecule: messenger RNA, 553 nt
Organism: Tripterygium wilfordii
Lineage: Eukaryota; Viridiplantae; Streptophyta; Magnoliopsida; Celastrales; Celastraceae
Product: histone H4
Exons: 1
Coding region: 80-391 (103 amino acids)
Biological process (GO): nucleosome assembly
Cellular component (GO): nucleosome
Molecular function (GO): structural constituent of chromatin; protein heterodimerization activity; DNA binding
Source: RefSeq, a predicted model, not a curated record